UGGUCAAAACUCAUGCAAAUUUUUUUAAAUCUCGUUUUAGCUGGUAAGUUUUAGGCUCCUUUUAUUUGCCUUCUGGCUUUUAAUAGAGCUGAGCAAAACCUUUUCAGUGAAUAAGUUGUUUGCCUGAGAUGGAAAAGGAUUUUUUUUUUUUAAUUUAUUUUACACACAAUUUUUGGAUGUGGUUCAACCCAAAUUGAGUUUUCCCUCUUUCCCCCGCCCCCCAAACCCAAUUUUUCAAGACUUCCAGCAAACCUCUUGGCGCUGCUUCUCAAGGUGGCCACCAUUAGCAACUAACCCCAUGCCUGCCCUCAGACCCCUGGUGAAACCUAAGAUCAUCAAGAAGAGAACCAAGAAGUUCAUCCGCCAUCAACCAGAUCACUAUGUCAAGAUCAAGCGCAACUGGCAUAAGACAAGAGGUAUCAAUAACAGAGCUUGCAGGAGGUUCAAAGGCCAAAUCUUGAUGCCCAACGUUGGUUAUGGUAGCAAUAGAAAGACGAAAUACAUGCUGCCCACCAGAUUCAAAAAGUUUCUAAUCGACAACGUCAAAGAACUUGAGGUGCUGCCGAUGAGUAACAAGUCUUAUUGUGCAGAGAUUGCUCACAAUGUUUCCUCCAAGAGCCGCAAGGUAAUUGUAGAGCGAGCAGCUCAGCUUGCUAUCAAGAUCACCAAUCCAAAAUGCCAAACAAACAAAGUUAGUUAUUUGUGUAGUUUUUAAGUGUAGGGUUCACGU
Molecule: messenger RNA, 730 nt
Organism: Chelonia mydas (Green sea turtle)
Lineage: Eukaryota; Metazoa; Chordata; Testudines; Cheloniidae
Product: 60S ribosomal protein L32-like
Exons: 1
Coding region: 299-715 (138 amino acids)
Biological process (GO): translation
Cellular component (GO): ribosome; cytosolic large ribosomal subunit
Molecular function (GO): structural constituent of ribosome
Source: RefSeq, a predicted model, not a curated record